This is a messenger RNA of Thrips palmi, 3037 nucleotides long. RefSeq names its product coiled-coil and C2 domain-containing protein 1-like (gene l(2)gd1). Gene Ontology annotation, molecular function: RNA polymerase II cis-regulatory region sequence-specific DNA binding; DNA-binding transcription repressor activity, RNA polymerase II-specific. The transcript has 16 exons. Gene Ontology annotation, biological process: regulation of transcription by RNA polymerase II. The record is from RefSeq and is a predicted model, not a curated record. Gene Ontology annotation, cellular component: nucleus. NCBI's taxonomy places the organism in Eukaryota, Metazoa, Arthropoda, Insecta, Thysanoptera, Thripidae. The coding region runs from base 130 to 2703 and encodes 857 amino acids.
AAACGAUGCUACAGCUGAAUUUCUCAUAAAAGAGACAGUUUGGAUUUGUGUUAUUUAUCUUCGUCAAUACUUGUCAGAUCAAAAUAUUGCCUUGACAUUUGGUUUUACUAACUUAUUUGGCUGCCCAACAUGUUCGGUCGGAAGGAAGAAAAGCCUAAAAAGAGACGAACUCCCCGGGAGAAUUUAUCUCAAUUUGGAUUUAUGGAUAUGAAUGUUGAUAACAUGGGAAUGGAUGAUGAUGAUGGGGAUGACGAUGAUCUAGAGGCAGAACUUGCUGCUCUGACAUCGGGUUCUGCACCGAAGCCUAAGAAGGCUCGACCUAAGCCAAUACCUCAAGCAGAUUUAGACAAACUCGUCAAGGAAAGUAUCAAAGAUGUUGAUGAAGAAGAUGAUGAUUCAGUUGACGAAAAUGAUCCAGAUCUCUUGGGUGAGCUAAAUGAUUUGACUGGCGAUAAUGAAGAAGGUGAUGAAGCAUCUGAAGACUCCUCUGAAGAAGGGAAGCUAAGUAACCUUUUACCUCUUCUUGAAGAGAGAUUGAAGAUGUACCAGACUGCCGAAGCUAAUGCCAAAAGUGCUGGUGAAAUAUCUCGAGCUCGAAGGUUUGCACGGGGAUCAAAAACAAUUUUAGAUCAGCUGAAGUCCGUUAAAAAAGGGGGAACUGUUAAGGAGGAAGACAUUCCUCCACCUGUUGCAACUCGAGCAGGAGGCAGUGCCCCUCCACCUGUUCAGGCACCUGCUACGGAUGUCUCUGAACCAGAACCUGUUGUUCCAAUGCGACCUGCCCCCCCUCCUCCUCCUCAAGAGGACCAGACUUUGGCACCUGCAGAUGUUAAAACAGAGGAGUCGCCCAGUGCACCUGAAGAUGGAACCAGCUCCACUCAACCUGAGAAACAUGAAGAGAGUAGUGGAUCCCCUUCUUUUGACCCAGAAGUUGUUGCUAAGCUUGAGGAGCGGCGCACUCAGUAUCGUCAAGCUGCAGUAGCUGCCAAGAGAGCGGGAAACAAACCAGAGGCUUUGAGAUUUGCUCAAAUUGUAAAGCAAUUUGAUAUUGUUAUUGAGGGUGUAAAAGGAGGACAGCAUGCUGACUUGAGUGAGAUGCCACCACCUCCUUGGGAAGUGCAAGCUGCAGCUUCAAGUGUACCGAAACCAACUUGUGAAACAGCAGAGAAUCAGGCUUCUUCUGCUCCUGAACCGUCUCCAGUUGCUCCAGAAGCUCCAGAAGCUCCUACCCCUGAAGGUAGUAGUGCAAUGAGUCAAAGUCCGUCAAUUCCUAAGACUAUUAUGGAAGCUCUUGUUCAAAGACUUGAGCUUUACCAGAAACAAGAAGCAGCUGCCAAAGCUGAUGGUAAUUCUAGGAAAGAACGCCAAAUGGGCCGCAUAGUGAAACAGUAUCAGGAUGCCAUCAAGCGUCACAAAGCUGGCAAGCCAUUUGCUGCUGAUGAAUUACCUUCUCCUCCUGGUUACCCACCCAUUCCAAUUCCUGGAGGCAGUGGAUCCAGCGCUGCAGACCCCACUCCAGCCCCAGCUCCCUCAGUUACACCUCCGACUCCGGCGGCUCCAGCUAGAUCAAAUACACCGCCCCGUCAACCAGAGGAGCAGAAGAGCGGAGGUCAAGCUCCGCCUAGUCCCAUUCCCUCAGGAUCAGCGCCAAAGGCCAAUGUUCGCAAGUCGCCAGCCUCUCGCCAGGAGAAACAAAUGGCCCUCUUGGUAGAGCGACAAAAAGAUUUCAAAGUUGCCGCCAUGGAAGCCAAAUCUAGGGGUGAACUCAACCAGGCCAAGGAGUAUCUACGACUCUCUAAAGGAUUUGAUAAAUUAAUUGAAGCAACUCAAAGUGGGCUUCCAGUAGAUUUGAAGACACUUCCUGUUCCUCCCAAGGCUAAAGUGGAGCUUGAAGCUGAUUUUGACAUAAUUUCCACUGAAGAUUGUGUUGCUGGUACUGAUGAUGAAAUAUAUGAAAAGUUGGUUCAAGAUCUUCAGAAACAAGUGCAGACUUGCAUGUCUACCAGAGACCAUUUUAAAGCUAUGGGAGAUAUUGCUAGUGCUAAUCGGUUUGAAAAUAUGGCUGUACAUUCAAAGAAAGAUAUGGAUGCUGUGAAACAUGCCUUCAGACGGAAAGAUCCUAUUCCAAAAUUCCAUUAUGAAACAAGGAAAUUCAGCAUUGUCCAGUGCUGUACUGACUUGAUGGAUAAUGAUUUAGAACUUACCAUUGUUCAAGGAAUUAAUUACAAUGUUCCAAACCCUAAAGAUGUGGAUACAUAUGUUCGAUUUGAACUGCCAUGGCCCAGUGCUGAAGAGCCUCAGAAAGAUAGAACAAAUCUUGUUAAAGAUACAAAUAAUCCUGUGUAUGAUGGUAAAUUCAAUUUACAAAUUCAAAGGAAUGUCCGAGCAUGCCAGAGAAUAUUCAAAAGACAUGGAAUUAAGUGUGAAGUGUGGUCGCGAGGGGCAUUCCUGAUAUCUCUCUGUUGUGGGGCUCCAAAUUCAGAACCUAGUGGAUUCUUCCGAAGUGAUACACUAAUAGGAACCGCCACCAUCAAACUUCAGCCACUAGAAUCAAAAUGCAUUAUUCAUGACUCUUUUGAUCUGAUGGAUGGGCGGAAGGCUGUUGGCGGCAAACUAGAAGUCAAGAUUCGCCUUCGGAAUCCUAUUGUUUCCAAUCAAGUCGAAGACGUAACUGAGAAGUGGCUUAUUAUUGAUCGUAUUUAGAUACUUUUAUCCCAAAAAGAAGAUAAUUCUAUAAAGUGAUAAUUUUUUACUCAUGUUCUUUGAUUAAUGCUUGAACAGCUUUUAUUGAUACUUGUGACUACGUAGCUGCAUUCCCUCCUUUUUUUUGUCAUUGACCUUAUGGAAUUUUAUUAUUGCUUCAGUAAAGUUCUCUAUAUUCUUGUUAAUUUGUUCAUAUUUAAAUUCUUAAGUGUACAUGUGAUGAUCUUACAGUCAAAUUGUAAGAACUUGCACUGUUGUACAUCACAGAAAGCUGCUGAGUAAUGUUUUGUGAAAAGGACAUUAUUUUAGUUGAAAAUAAAUAAUAUUGAUUACA